Messenger RNA from Clunio marinus, 183 nucleotides. NCBI's taxonomy places the organism in Eukaryota, Metazoa, Arthropoda, Insecta, Diptera, Chironomidae. The record is from the annotation of a GenBank genome assembly.
AUGAUAAAAGGUUUGAAAUUCUCAAUAAUUCGAGUCUUAAGUUACUGUUGCGACGACGCUUCUAAAGCCUUAGAACAUUUCUCAUUUGAAGUUGUAGCGAAUCGUAUUGAAUGUCAAGAAAGAAUAAAAAAAUCUUUCAAAAUGACGAUGAGAACUUCUCAUGCUUCAAACUAUUCAUUUUGA